Messenger RNA from Syngnathoides biaculeatus (alligator pipefish), 3301 nucleotides. RefSeq names its product zinc finger CCCH-type containing 7Bb (gene zc3h7bb). Gene Ontology annotation, molecular function: protein binding; miRNA binding; metal ion binding. Gene Ontology annotation, biological process: miRNA processing. The coding region runs from base 275 to 2974 and encodes 899 amino acids. Lineage: Eukaryota; Metazoa; Chordata; Actinopteri; Syngnathiformes; Syngnathidae. The record is from RefSeq and is a predicted model, not a curated record. The transcript has 21 exons.
UUGAAACUUGUUGCCAAUACUACUGCACUAGCCAAAACAGCUAGCACCGAGGAGGCUAACAUUCAGCCAGCAAGCAGUACAGCAGCAGCUGUAGCUCGUAAAGAAAAAACAAUAACUCGUGCUCCGUCUACAAAUCAAUGACAAGAGCAUCAAAUUUACAAAUAUGCUGCCUGGGUAGUGACUGCAAGUUGUCUCUUUCCACCCAUCUUUAUCCUCUUUAACGCAUCGUGAAGUUAUUAGUGAUCCGAAACGCUUGAAACUUAACUGUGAGGCAAUGGACCCAGAUAGGCUGAAGAGAAGAGAGGAAAUCCAGAAAGCAAUGAGUUUUAUUCAGUCUUCAUUGCCUUUCCCAGAGCCAGAGAAUUAUGAGGGUUUCCUGAUCCAGUUAGUGUGUAACCUCCUGGAUGAGGGGAACUCCUGCUUCCGAGAUGGCGACUACCGCCAAGCAACCCAACAGUACGGAGAAGGGAUCAGUGUUGCCCGUUAUGGCCAGGCUGAGGCCCUGGUCAUUCCCCUCGAUCUGCUGAAGAGUCUCUACGUCAACCGGGCUGCCGCCUUCUACCACAUUAGGGACUUUGAGCGUGGCGUUCAGGACUGUGAGAGUGCGCUGUUUGUGUCUGAAGGCAGCCGCAGGGCUCUCUACCGCAAGGCACUCUGCCUGAGGGAAAUGGGACGACUCAGAGAGGCCUACGAGUGCGGCACCAAAUGUCUGCUCACGGAACCACAUGACAGGCAGGUGUGUGAUCUGGCUCGGGAUUUGGCCAACAAGCUGGGCCUAAAGGGCCGUAAAGCCUACAUCAGCCAGACAGAGUCCACAACCACAGAGGGAGAGAGUCUUGGAGAGACAUCCCCACCCACUGGAGAGCUGUCCUCCAAUGGGAUGGAAUCUCUGGGUGACAUGGGACCAGCAGACCUGUCUAAUGCUCAGUGCAUCCCUGCACCUCUGGCGACGCCCAUCCCCGUCAGUGACGAUCCCUCAGUCCUGACACCGUGCACAGAGCUAACCGAAAGCCCCGGUAGCCAGUCCCUUGCGCCGAUGCCGUACUCUGUGCCUGUGUCUGAACAUAUGGACGAAUGCAGCAGCGUAAUCAAGGAUGAGAUCAACAGUCUCCUGGAAUGCAUUCCCAAGAAAGUCAGUGAGGGUCCAGUAGGCGCCAUCCCCACUAAUCUUCCAAACACAGCAGUGGGGCUACGUCCUCCUUAUUCCCCCAACCUCCCCGCCCCAUCAGCCCAGCUCGCCCCCACCUUCUUCGGCUCCUCCAUCAGUGACCUUCCCCCUCUAGAGGCUUACUCGCCGCUGGCCCAGCGAGACCAGGACUCUGCCCAAGCGCAGGACGCUCUGGGAGGCUUCGCAAGCGGAGCCAUGGAUGGAGAGGGGAAAACUGGAGUCAUUUCUGGUGGACUAGACUCUUUAUCAGAGUACACUCUCCCUGGGGGACGAGUGUGUCACAGCUUCAUCCCUGGGAUGCGCAACCACGGCUCUGCACAAGCAAAUGGUCCAGCAGGAACAAACCUCUCAAUGCUGUCCAGGAAUCCUCUGGCUGGUACACACGAUUUCCGUCAGGCCUGUCAUGCCUGUUACAGUCGAAUAGGACCGCGGGUCAUGGACUACAAAUAUCAGCCAGAAGCAGCACAUCGAUGCAAAAGGGAUGUCCUCCUGUGUCGCCUGAAAAGCACAGAUGACCCCACCUGGAAGAGGAUUCGCCCCCGGCCUGCGCGGAACAACUUCUUAGGGGCCUUUGUACUUUGUAAAGAAGUGCAGGAACGCCAGGAGUGCCAAUAUGGUGAGAACUGUACCUUUGCAUACUGCCAGGAGGAAAUUGAUGUAUGGACACAGGAGCGGAAGGGCGCACUGAGCCGAGAACUGCUCUUCGACCCUCUGGGGAGCACGGAAAGACGCGCACUCAGUGUCACCAGGCUGCUGCAGCUCCACAUGGGCAUGUUCAUGUUCCUCUGUGAGGAAUGUUUUGAUAGUAAGCCCCGUAUCAUAAGCAAGCGCAGCAAAGAAAACUUGGCAGUUUGUUCCAACCUCACAGCUCGACACCCAUUUGAUGACAAUAAGUGCCUGGUGCAUGUGGUGCGGUCAGCAAACGUGCGCUACAGCAAAGUGCGCCCUCUCCACCCCCUUUGCCAGUUUGAUGUCUGCCGCCACGAGGUUCGCUACGGCUGCCAGCGUGAGGACAGCUGCUCUUUUGCCCACUCUGUCAUAGAACUCAAAUGUUGGGUACUUCAACAAGACACAGGCAUUACCCAUGAAGAGAUGGUGCAGGAGUCCAAAAGACAUUGGCAGAGACUAGAGCAGAAUGCACAGAAGCAACAGAAGCCCAUCCAUUUUCCCCACCCAAGCAGCAGCAUGCCUGUUGGGGGAAUGGGGGUUGGAGCAGGCGGCGUCGGAGGAGGAGACGGCGUCGGCGGGGGUGGCGUCCCUUCUCUGGGAGGGCUGGGUGUAGGAGCACUAGGAGGCGGCGCCGGGCGGGGCCGUUCCCUCAACCUGAAAAUGAAGUUUGUGUGCGGCCAGUGCUGGCGAGAGGGACAGGUGAACGAGCCUGACAAGAACCUCAAGUACUGCACUGCCAAAGCACGACAUAGCUGGACAAAGGAGCGGCGAGUCUUGCUGGUGAAAUCCUUUGAGAAGAAGAAAUGGGUUGUUGUUCGACCUCUCCCCUUCUCCCGCACCUAUCCACAGCAAUAUGAUAUGUGUGUACACGUGAUGAAGCAGAAAAAAUGCCAUUAUAUUGGCAACUGCUCGUUUGCCCACAGCCUGGAGGAGCGAGACGUCUGGACGUACAUGAAAAACAACAGUUUGAGAGACAUGCAACAGAUGUACGAGCUGUGGCUGCAGCUUACCAAUCAGAGUAGGCGCACAGACAAUACUGCAGUGACCCCACCUCCAGAGGACAAGCAGGUCACCAUAACAGCGGACUACAGUGAAAGCAUGGGUGGCCGGCGGUUGUCGGACGGGGAUGAUCUCUGAGAGCGCAUCGUCGCAGUGUUGCCGACGGUGACCGGAGACCGACCAGCCGGCCGCACCGGCUUCAAUUGAGCAGCCCGUCAUCUCAGUUGAUCUCUUGCCUUGUGGGGCCUGAUGUAAACACAGCACGCACAUGAACACACACUCACACAUUUACACAACACGAGCCACAAAUCUCAGCCAUCAAUCACCUCUUUGAAGAAGCUUUGUUUCCUCAGUACCUCGAGGUUCCCCCUCUGUCAGAUUGUACUGCAGGACACAUUUAUUGUUGACUAAAGUAAUAAUCAUGAAGUACAUAGGACUGAAAGUGCGUGUCCACCAGACACCUCC